UGAGUUGGCACUCUGCGUGUUAACAGUGUGGGGACACUAGGACAGGAGCUGCCCUGCUCAUCCUUUACCCCUCGCUCAUUCCCCUUUGGGGAGACGGGUGCUGGCGUCCCUGCCCUGCCCUUCCACCCCUUGCCCCCCACUUGCCAUAGAGGGGACAGGCCCGUUAUGGCUGGGGACAGGCUCCCACGCAAGGUGAUGGACCCCAAGAAGCUGGCCAGCCUCCUGAGGAACGGAGCGGAGGGCACCCUGGUCAUCGACAGCCGCUCCUUCGUGGAGUACAACUCCUGGCACGUCCUCAGCUCCGUCAACAUCUGCUGCUCCAAGCUCGUUAAGAGGAGGCUCCAGCAGGACAAGGUCUCCAUCACGGAGCUCAUCCAGCCUGCCUCCAAGAUGAAGGUGGAGGCAGAAGAGCACCAGGACGUGGUGGUCUAUGACCAGAGCACGCGGGACGUGACCGGCUUGGCCGCCGACAGCUUCCUCUCCAUCCUCCUGGGCAAGUUGGACAGCUGUUUCCACAGUGUCUCCAUCCUCACAGGAGGUUUUGCCACCUUCUCGUCCUGCUUCCCGGGGCUCUGCGAAGGGAAACCAGCUGCCAUUCUGCCGAUGAGCAUCUCCCAGCCAUGCUUGCCUGUGGCCAACGUCGGCCCCACGCGUAUCCUGCCACAUCUCUACCUGGGCUCCCAGAAGGACGUCCUAAACAAGGAUUUGAUGACGCAGAACGGGAUAAGCUAUGUCCUAAACGCCAGCAACUCCUGUCCCAAGCCAGACUUCAUCUGUGAUAGUCACUUCAUGCGCAUUCCUGUCAAUGACAACUACUGUGAGAAGCUGCUUCCCUGGCUGGACAAGUCCAUUGAAUUCAUUGACAAAGCCAAGGUGUCCAGCUGCCAGGUGAUUGUGCACUGCUUGGCUGGGAUCUCCCGGUCAGCCACCAUCGCCAUCGCCUACAUCAUGAAGACCAUGGGUAUGUCAUCAGACGAUGCUUACAGGUUUGUUAAGGACCGUCGCCCGUCCAUCUCGCCCAACUUCAACUUCCUGGGCCAGCUCCUGGAGUAUGAAAGGAGCCUGAAGCUCCUGAAGGCCCUAAAGACAAAGGGAGACCGGGGCGAGGGGGAUGCCCAGCAGGACCCAGCAGAGGUGGCUGAGGGCAGCCGGCAUCCCCUAACACCUACCUCAGAGAAGGCCGAGGACAUGCCGAGAAGCACCAGCUCGGUGUCCCCCCACAGUGACCCCGAGUCGCAGGGUGGGACCCCAAAGGUCCUGUCGCCCACCACCCUGCAGCAGGGGCUCAAUGGCUUGCACCUCUCCUCCGAGCGCAUCCAGGACACCAACCGCCUGAAACGCUCCUUCUCCCUGGACAUCAAGUCUGCCUACUCUCCCAGCCUGAGGCAGGACCCCCCUGGACCCCCUGGACCCGGGGAAGCCCCCAAACUCUGCAAGCUGGACAGCCCCUCGGGCCCUGGCAGUCUCAGCCCCUUCUCCCCAGGGGCAGAGAGCCCUGACCGGCCAGCGGGGCCUGAGCUCCUGCUGGAGGCCAAGGUGAGGCAGCGGCGGAAGCACCGGCACCCGGCGGGCUCGCCAGCCCACGGGCUCAGCCUCAACGUUGGCGGGACCUGCGCCACACGCAAGAGCCCCGGCGCUGAGGACGGGCUGCCACCACGGCUCGGCCAGCCGCCCACCACACCCGGCACCACCACCGCCACUGCUGCCUGGAGUGGGGUGCACCUGGUCCCCAGCACUCCCUCCGGCGAGGCUGGCUGGUACUUUGGCAAAGGACUCUGUGGUGCGGCGGCAGCGGCGGGGAAGCCUGUUUCCCACACUGGCCCGUAUCCGCCGCCGUUCGGCUGCGGCGGGGGGCGGGGCUGUGAGAUCAGACUGAGGGACAAGGCGCGGGCCGAGCCGCGGGACGGGCGGCACAGCUGGCAUGAGGAGGCCGGCGCUGAGAAGCAAUUCAAGCGGAGGAGCUGCCAGAUGGAAUUCGAGGAGACCAUGUCUGAGGGCAGGGCUCGUGAAGAGCUGGGCAAAAUCAGCAAACAGUCCAGCUUUUCAGGCAGCAUGGAGAUCAUCGAGGUGUCCUGACACUCACCUGGGGCACCUGGAGAGAUGGGUUGGGGACAGGGCGGGGGGAUAUUUAAGCUGGGGGGAACAGGGGAGGGGGUGGUGAGGUGGGGUGUAUUUAUACUUGCGCGUGCAUUUUCGGGAGCGCAAGCGCUGAAACCGAAGCAAAGGUGGAUGAGUCUUUCCAAAGUCGGGAAACAUAAUGGCGGAUGCUUAGCGUCCCUCCCUUCUGCACUCACCUCGGUCCUUCCCUCCCAUCCGCAGGGGGUCCCAGCCCUCAGAGACCUGCACUCAAAGUUUGGGCAUAAAACUCAAGUGGGAAGAGACAGGGGUGGCAAUUUUGGCUGUGGGGACGGGGCACAGCAUUUGGAGGGGGGACCACAACUGCCCCUUCCUGGCGACCUGGUGCACUAAGCAUGCUCCCUUGUGUUUCUCUGGCUAAGUAUCCUAAAAAUGCUGCACUGAAGCAGCCCUAUACAUAUAUAAAUAUAUAUUAUAUAUAAUAUAAAGAAAAAAAACCCGAAAACACACACACGAAAGAAAAGGUAAAUGGUUUUACUGCGAUUUUUAUUGAUACGUAAAUAAUAUUUCAAUUUUUUUGUUUUGUUUUUAAUUUAUUGAAGCUGUUCAUUCUGGCAAUGAUUUGCAGACAAUGUGGGGCGGUACUUUCAGCUCUAUUUUUACUGUGUAUGGUAUUUAAAUCUGAAAUACGAGUUUCUAAGCAAUAUCCGAGGCCUGUGGCUCCUUCUGUAGUUCAUAUCCAAGACAUAGAUUUCCCCCCUUCCCUCUGGGCACACCAACAAGGGGACAGGAGACUCUUUUGGACACUUUUUCUAGAAAUGAACAAGUAAACAAGCAGACCAUAAAACCUUCUUACAACACAAACUGAGCCAGAAAACUCUUCUGGAAGCUGCUGCCUCUUCUUCAGACCUUGGUCUCUGUUUGCUUCUCCUCAUCUCCAUCUAUUACUGCCAUCCUAGGCAUCAUCCCAUCCCAUACAUUGUCCCCAUCCUGGUCGUCACUCCAUCCCAGCCAUGCCUCGCUCCCCUCCCCUCCCUUGGGCUGCCCAUCCUCACUGGAGUGGGCGAGGAGGGAGUCACCUGAAAUGGAUAGAAGGCUGUAAGGUGUCAUUUCCAGCUGCCUGGGGAAGGCAUUGGAAGGUGCCACAGUGGAGGCAGGGAGGCUGGUGGUAGUUGGGAUUUCUUGUUGGGAGGUGUGUUGCCUGCCUGCUCCAGCCCCUCAGCUCCCCCUCGCCUCAGCCACCUUGCUUGGGAGCCACGGGCACUGCUUUCCCUUUGGAAGCACUGGUUUUUCAGGCUUUCCUGCAUCCUUUGUUUCACAUCUGAGAAACUCAAGGGGGGUGUGUUUACAGGCGCUGGGGCUCCCCUGGUCCUGUUCCCCUCCACGCUGGCUCCCCUCUUUCCAGCAGAUGAUAUGCUGUCCAGACACAAAGCUCUGCAAGCACAUGGCAGGGCACAACUGACUUAUUUUCAGAGGUGGUUGGCUGCUUCCUCCCAUCUGGUGGGAAGCCAGGCUCCUGCCCCCAAACCCCAAUGUCAGGAUUGCUGAGAAGCUGCUUUCUGAAGCUGGAGGCACUGAGCUGCCUCCACUGCAAAGCACAUCUUUCCCUGUGGCUGUCUUUGCUUUCUCCCUUCUCGCACUAGUUUGCAAAGCUAAUACCUCAGGGGUCUGUGUUUGUGCAUGUCUGUGUCCUGUGUCAUCCUUGGAGUGUUGGUUUGUUUUCUUUUCUGGGUCCACAUGGUUUCUCUCCCUUUCCCUUGUUCCUCCUCGUGUCAUUCGUUUCUAUCUUUAAAUCAAACUACCCGUGACAAAACCAAAUGAUCUCAGGUUUAAAACUGAACACAAAGCAGAGGCGUGAGAAGCUGCAAUCAUGCAAGGAGGGGCUGCUCACUUCAGCUCAUUGCUUCCUCAACCACCUCUGUGUUUGCAGUUGAGGCAAGUCUCCCUGGAGACUCCUCACUCUCUUCGGGCUGGCUUUGGUUUUUCUGGUUUUCCAUGGAGCUGUUUGGUGAGAUGCUGGGGACCCCCACGUGCUCCUGCCUGGUUCCCUGAGGUGUGGCGGGGAGGGAUGGGGGUGGCUGGAGAGCCAAGGACCACCUGCCUCUCUCCCCACAUCACUUUUGAUGAGGGUGAGAGAUCUCAGUCAGUCCUCAAAAGCCUACCACCACCCAUCUUUGCCUCCAACAACCACCUCAAACCUGCUCAGUGUUGCCAACCUGAACAUUGCUCCCUUCUGAUUAUGAAAGGGUGAUGACACUAUUUUCUAGGCUCCCUUUUUAUAUUUCAAAAGGCAUUUGGGUCCAUCCCAUGAGUCAGGCAGCUAUUUCAGGAGCUCCUCUUGCAGCAGGGUCUCCUAAGUAGGCAUUGAUGUCAAGUCCAAGGAGGGAGGGUUAAAAGGCUUCAUCCUCCUGGUAGCCCACCCACCGGGCAUAGUGUUAGUGUCACCUGCCUCCUGGUCCCUCUUCCCCUUCUGCUGCCUCAGUGACAACAUCUCUUCCCCAGCAUGCCAGUGGUCAUUGUCUGCUGAUCUCUGCUCCAUAGGACUCAGUUCCUGCCCAUUCUGUAGCCCUCCAGGGUUGGUGCCAGCAUGGACUAACUGAGCUCAGGUCAGGCAAGUUGCUGGCAGGAGCUGGCUAGGUGUAGCUUUGAGCAAUGCAGAGGGGGCUAAAUGUCUUCCCAAGGGAUUUAAUAGAAAGAGGACAGUAGGUCAGCACAGCCACGUGGGGACAUGAGACAAGCUCUCUGGUGAUUCAUCCUGUUAGCUGACACUGUGUUACAAGCUCAAAAAAGCAGAUGGAGCAAGUCAGGAAGGAGAGGGUGCAUGUUGUAAAUGAGACCCUGAAUAUCUGCAAGGAGGCAGAUAUGUGGUUUGCUUUUUGUCAUCUCCACUCUGCCAUCACCUGGAUGCUCCUCAGACAUGCUUGAGGUGUUAGGCACUAUGGACUCCUCUCUCCUCUGAAACCAGAACAAAGAUAAGUAUAUUUUAAGAUUAGUAGAUCAUGAAUGCCAAUAGACAUUAAUGAUCCACCUCUGUAGCCUUAUUUUGAUGUACUUUGCAUUUAUCCCUCUCCUUUACAUUGGGCAUGUGCACUAGAAGCCCUCACAUAUACAAUAUUUGAAAUCUGUAUCCAGAAAAUAAGCCUUGCUGGAGCAGCCCUGCCUGAGUGUCUCCUGCCAGUGCUGACCCAAAGCCAUCAGGGUCACCAAGUGGCUUGCAAUUAACUUAAAUUAUUUUUUUAGAUCAAACUCUGUCUUAGACCACUUUGUCCAUGAAUCAGAGAGCUGUGAGUUGUCAUGAGGAUGGAUGUGCUGGCUGGUAAUCCUCCCCAUCAUCUGUCAGCCAAGUCUUUUUAUAGGCUCUCACAGCCAGAUGACCCAACCCAAAGCCUCGGUGGAACCAAACAUCACCUUUCCAUGCUGGUCUGAUAAGAGUGCAUUCAUUUGUAGGGAUCUACAGUGGCAAAGUGCGAGCAGGGGAGAGGAAAGGUCGCUGCUUUCAAGGGAGGAACCAACAAAGCUGUUGAGUGUCCAACAGCAGAGGCAAUGAGUGGAUGAGCUUUCCAUGACAUGAAGGAUUGAGCAAACUACAGCUCUCCUUAGGACUAGAAAGGACAUUGCACCUUUCCUUCCAGCCUAUCCCCAGGGCUAAGCAUCCCAGACACCUUCCCGGCUGCCUUUUGCAGGGGCUGAGAGAAGCUGGCAGGAGGGCAGUGAUUAGGUUGGCAACACUGAGCCAGAGGCUUGGGUCAGAGCAGGCUCGUCCCUGGCCUCAGCAGCAGCAGCAUCCCCAGCCCCCGCUGCUUUCCCAGCCCUUCUAUUUGUCUGCUUGUUUCUUUGGACAUCCAUCCCCUUUACAUCUGCCCCUUAGGAGACAAUGCCCCCCAGAAUCCCCUUUUGCUGUCCCCUUUACCCUCCCAUCCUUAAUACUAAUGAUAAUAAGCUAUCAGUGUUGUCAUUGCAAUCUAUGAAUGAUAGAUUUGAGUAUUUAUGAUUAUUAUUAUUAUUAUGAUUAUUAUGGUUAUGAUUCUGUACCUUUUUGCUUCUUACUCUUUGUAUGUUGCUCUUUGUUUCUCUGUUGUGAAUAAAAGCAAGGCCCCAUCACACCUUCUCUCUGCUCCCCACAGCCCAGCUGUGGCUGCACUCUGCACAGCUCCUGACUGCCCCAAGCCUAAAAAGGCAAACCCUCGUCAGAGGAGCUGGAGGAAGGUGCUUCCUAAGGAUAUUAAGGCACCCAAACCUGGAGCAGAUCUGUUCUCUUAACUCUUCCCUUCCCUUCCUGCAGCUCCUCUCCCCCAUACAGGUGCCUGCUCGUUGAUGCAAGAGGCGGGAACCUACUGGCAUAAACAACGGAAAAUUAAAUAGCAAAAGCUUAAAGCUUUUGUAACAGCUUUAAGGGGCAUUGUCCAGGCAUCCAGAUCAUGGAGUCAGCUCCCUCCAGGUUGUGGGUCAUCUCACCUUCUUCAGCUGGCUGCACCUACAGGCUGCACUUUCACCCACAGGGGCUUCUUGCUCUGGUAUCACAGGUGACCUGCAAAGCUGCCCUGCUCAGCUGAGCCUGGGCACGCUGCUUUAGCCGAGUGUCCUGGGCUUUCUUGGCUUGAGUGUCCUCCUCGUGCCAGUCAGCUCCCCUGCCCAGGGACAGUACAGCCUGGGGAGGACAUGUGGCCAGUGCUAGAGCAAGCUCAGUGGCAGAGCAGCAGGGAGACAUGUGAGUGGCCUCUGGUACCUGGAGGGAUUUAGGAAAGGGAUGGCUCCCAACGUAGGACUUGAUACGGCUUUUAUCCAACGCUGAUAAAUUGGGGUGUCGUAAGCAGACAGAGUCUGCAAAAUGGUUUUUUGCACCCAUUGCCUGUGCUCCUUGUACAACCCAGAGGUUUCCAGGUGACUGUAAGGUGGAGGAGGAGACACCAGGGGAAGGGAAGAGGAACCCUGUCUGCACUGUGGUACGAAACACUCUCUGUACUGCGCCAGCCCCAUGAAGAGUCAUUUUAAUUUGUGGGGUUUAACUCUGGCCUUCUCCAAGUGGCCCAGGCACAGUUUCUUGUCUCUGUCAUGACUUUGCUUUGUCAUGGGUUGGGGUCCUUCUCAUCACGCUGUGCUGAACACAUUUCCAAGGUUGCUCUGAGACCACAAUGGAGAGGAGAGAGCUCAGGUCUCACCCCUCUCUCAGGGGACCCUGGUAGACCCCUCUUGGGGUCCUGGUCCAGCAUCACCCUUCCUACCUCACCUGCCUUUGGGGCAGCCGUGGACAGGGAGGGAGCAGGCAGGUUCAGACCGUGCCGGAACUGAGCCUCCUCUCCCACCUUCAUCCCUGCAGGAUCAGACCCUUCUUCAGCAAGCACAACACAGAGAGGGGUCUGCAUGCACCCUGGUGUACCAGGGUGUACUUGGGGACUCCCAAGCAGGGAAGAGAGGGUCUGGCCAUCAGCCCCACCACGCUCCCUUCCUCGCUGUCCAUUCGGCCAGCACCGGCAUCGGACCCGGGGAGACACCCUGCCCCUGCCUCGUCUUUAUUUAUUUAUUACCAGAGGCUGUAAACAGCAGUGCUUUUCUACCCUCUACUUUCUUUUCCUUUCUUUUGUAUUUUGGAACAACGUGUUGUAAUAAAUACCCAAAUAGGUGUUUUAACA
Molecule: messenger RNA, 7706 nt
Organism: Manacus vitellinus (golden-collared manakin)
Lineage: Eukaryota; Metazoa; Chordata; Aves; Passeriformes; Pipridae
Gene: DUSP8
Product: dual specificity phosphatase 8
Biological process (GO): negative regulation of MAPK cascade; protein dephosphorylation
Cellular component (GO): cytoplasm
Molecular function (GO): MAP kinase tyrosine/serine/threonine phosphatase activity; protein tyrosine/threonine phosphatase activity
Source: RefSeq, a predicted model, not a curated record